Molecule: messenger RNA, 2893 nt
Organism: Schistocerca nitens (vagrant locust)
Lineage: Eukaryota; Metazoa; Arthropoda; Insecta; Orthoptera; Acrididae
Exons: 2
Coding region: 655-2220 (521 amino acids)
Source: RefSeq, a predicted model, not a curated record
ACUGCCCCCCAACCCAAGGUGUGGUGCGACCCGUGCCGAGGGGUGCGUGGCACAGGGGAGCUGUGCCUCGAACGGGGCCUCUGGGAUACCGGGCGCCCUCCCAGAGUAUCCAGCCUAGCCCGGGCAUGCGGGGCUCUGCUCGGGUGGUCCACACUUUCCUCAGCGUCUCGUGGGAUCAUAGAGAAAAAAUCUGAAAUUAGCUCCGAGCGAGCAGAUGCCGAGAAUUCUGGGGGACCUCACUGUGAGGUGACCCGGGAGUCAGAACAGACAGAACGCGAACUUGGUGCGAGGGGACCUCUAGGUGAGGUGACCCCGGGCCACGUAGAUGAUAAAGGCUCAGUUGCAGAGGGAGAUAGUUCUAAACUCGCAACAGGAGGAACUUCAGCUGCCGUACUUGGUGCUGGGGAAACUGAUACUUCCAAAAACAGCUCUGAAACAGCAGUUGGGGAAAAGGGUGACAGUGCUGCAGAGGAGGAGAGCUCGAACCUCGCAGAUAAAAUUGUCCCCCUUACAAAUAAAAGGAAACUGGAGGAAGUAGUCCACAACACUGAUAAAAUAAAUGUGGCUGGUAAAAAAUUAAAAACUAAUGGCGACAAAGAGGUUGACGCAAACGGAACGUGUUUGUCGGAUCGAGAAGUGGAAGCGAAGAAGGAAAUGUUUCGCUCGAUGAGGCUGGCUGUUGUACUGCAGGGUUUUCCAGAUAAUAAGAUGACGGAGAAACAGGCUGAGGUGGUGGAGGCUGCCCUAGUGGAGAGCAUCAACCCAUCCGACCAGGAGGAACCUAUCCAGUUUUCUGCGACACAGUACGAGAAUGGGGGCUUGGUGUUCACUUGUGUCAACAAAGAGACAAAAUCGUGGCUGCAGAAGAAGGUGAACAAACUUGUUCCGUGGCCAGGGGCCAGGCUGGCUGUCGGACAGGCAGAAACCACAUUGACGGGUACCAAGUACGUACUGUGGGUGAUGAAGGAGAUGAAGAAAAGCAGCCAGCAGAUUCUGGAUUUGCUUCAGAAGCAAAAUAAAGACAUCUCCACCACAGAGUGGAAAGUACUCAGGAGAGUGCCAGAGUCAGACAGAAAGGCAAGGUUGGCUGUUUGGGUAGACGACAAAUCUUCUGACCAUCUGAAGAAACACAAUUAUAAAUUAUUCCUCGGCUUUGGUAGAACUAAAUUUGUGCCGAUGUCGGAAUGGAUGGAGCAACAGGGUGGAGCGGCAAAGCGAAGUGACCUGCAGCUCCAGAAUCUGCCACGGCCCUCCGUGAAUUACACACCGCAUAAACCUGUGGGGCCAAAGUUCACAACUCACAAUUUUCUGCGUCCGCUGAUACCCAGUUUGGGUUUUCGGGCUGUGACUCAGACUCUGAAAUCUGGACCCUCUGAUACAAAUUCUCGUCCUCGUGUUUCCAGAUUUGAAAGUCGGGUACGGCCACAGCGUAAUGAGUUCGAAUUUGCUGGUGUCAAACCUCCUCACCUUCGUGAAGCGCAGUUUACGGCUUCAGGUAGACUCUCGCCCCAAGAGCAUACGACACUGCAGAAUCGCAAGUCUAGAUUCCCGGUUUCAGAACGGCCUCGUGAGCGUGGGUUCGCCGUGCCAGAACAGUCACCUUUGCGAGAAGCCAGUUACAUCACGUCGGACCACGCACAGCGUAGGGAGCCUAGAUUUGCCACAGAUCGAUCCCAGGAAAACAGCUACUUUGCUUCAGAACGUCGGCAGCCUUGUGAGACAGGUUAUGGAAUCGCAGAUCCUCCCCAGCUCCUUUUGAUGAGGCUUAUUGUUCCAGAUGAGCUGUUGCCUCAAGAAACAAAGUAUGCAGCUUUAGAUGAGGCACCAUCUCACGAUUCCACUUACACGAUUCCAGACAGAGGUCAAUCAGAUAACCCGCGGUUCAGAGGCUCGUAUCAACCACCGUCCCACGACUCCAGAUUUAGAAACCUGAAUGAGUCACCUUUCCGGGAAUCCAGGUUUAGAGGGUCAGAUCAGAUGCAAUCCAGAGAAGAUAGAUAUGUGGAACGAGAUCCUCUGAACUCUGGUGAACGUAGAUCAAGAAUGUCUGAUUCCCAACAGUACAGAGAAUUUGACAAUACAUUUUCUCGUGUCCCACGUGUCCAGGAAGACAGAAUUUCAGGUUCAGAUUUUCCUCCCCAGCGGUCAAGGUCAUCUUAUGCGAACUCUGGCAAUUCUUAUUACUCGAGGCACUCAGGUUCUGACAGGAUUAACUGGUAGAUAAUCCCCAUCUGUAGUAACUCUUAAUUGGUAUUUGUGCACAAUGUCUCUUGUUUGUAGCAUCUAACAUUCCAAAUUCUGGGGACAGUUGUUGAAUAAUAUUGAAAUAAUUUUAGUAUUAAGUUGCUGUGCACUGUCUCGUGCUGGACUUGCUCUUAAAUUUUCGUGAGCUCAUGAAUUUUGUUUAUGCUUCGAAAUAUUCUAUGAGAAUACUGUCGCUCAUUUUGGAAUUUUUUUUUGUUUAAAUUGUUACACUUGGGUGCCCGGUGAUGAAUACUUACGAACAGGCCUGCCCAUUAGCUCUUAAUUGCAAAAACAGGUUAAUAACAUGUUUUGAUCAUAUUCAUCAGAAAAAUUUGCUUUUGUAACUGUUUUUACUAGUUUGUGCAGUUUAAUGAAAGAAGUUAGUUUAAGCAGGUAUGUCACAUUUUGCCCACAUAGUGACGUGCGUAAACAUAGUCAUUAUCCACAGUGCCAGCAUUUAAUAUUGUCUUCAAUGUUCAGAGAAUAUUGUAAAGCAAGUAGCUUAAAUAUUCAUACUGUGUUAGUUGUAUUUUUUGUAUGUAUUUUCAUUAUUUAAACAUUUUUCUGAUUCAGAAUACUUAAUUUUCAAUUUUUAUGCAAAAUAAAAUUAUAAUUUUUUGAAUAAAUAGCAAAGGUGAAAUAAAACACA